This is a messenger RNA of Hibiscus syriacus, 2558 nucleotides long. RefSeq names its product KH domain-containing protein HEN4. The record is from RefSeq and is a predicted model, not a curated record. NCBI's taxonomy places the organism in Eukaryota, Viridiplantae, Streptophyta, Magnoliopsida, Malvales, Malvaceae. Bases 215 to 2353 code for a protein of 712 amino acids. Gene Ontology annotation, cellular component: nucleus; cytoplasm. Gene Ontology annotation, molecular function: mRNA binding. The transcript has 8 exons. Gene Ontology annotation, biological process: regulation of gene expression.
AAAUGUGAAAAUUUUCUUUCAAGAAUCAACACAACAAUUUUGUUGGUUUUCAUUAACUCCCGCAGCUGAUUGCUCAGUCGCAGCUCAGUUACUGUCCCACUCAGAGUCGUACACCGUGUUCCGCAUGUUCUCAGUCUCAACUCAGUGAGUCACCUUGUCAAAGUCCUCGCCCCACGACUCCGAAGAGACCAACCUGUUUUCUGUUCUCUUCCAAAUGCAAAACUCCUAUAACCACCGGAGGGUACGCCAAGGCCCACCGCUGAAGAUCGUUCCCUUACCGGGCCAGGUGUCAUUUCGUGUUAUCUGCCACGCAUCAUCCAUCGGCGGGGUCAUCGGGAGCUCCGGCGCCGUUGUUUCUCAACUUCGCCGCGAGACUAACUCUCGAAUCCACUGCGAAGAAGCUGUCCACGGGUCGGAUCACCGGGUUAUACUGAUAGUCGGGUCUGGAUCGGUUGAUAGACGGUUUAGUUUGGGUGAGGGAGAAGUGUGUGAUGUUUCGUGUGCUCAGGAAGCAAUGAUCAGGGUCUUCGAGCGCAUGUGGGAAGUGGAAGCGGAGAGAGAGCGGGGAAACGCGUGCGUUGGGAAGGAAGAAGAAGCUUACUGUGGUGUACUCGCUGAUACGGCACAAAUUGGUCUUGUUGUGGGGAAAGGAGGGAAGAAUAUUGUGAGAAUGAGGACGGAGAGUGGAGCUAAAAUUAGGAUUUUGCCAGCGCCGCCAUGCGGAAGAACAAGUGAUCAGUUAAUUCAGAUAACUGGUUGUAGUUUGGCGGUCAAGAAAGCAUUGGUUGCUGUAUCUGGCUAUCUUCAAGCUUGCACAUCUAUGGACAGAGAGCCAACACCCAUGAGUAUACCGACUGAGCAACCUUCACGUGGGACCUCCCCUGAUUCACACGAAGAACUUUUUCCGCACCUUAGUUCACUUUUGCCACCUAUGCUUGCAAAUGCCUUCAGUGGUGUUUCAUAUGUGAACUUUUCAUCUGUGGUUGCUAAUGGAGAUUCCAAACUGGCAUCAAAUGAUAAUACACAAAAAGUUGUGUUUAAAAUGCUUUGUUCCAAUGUUGCUGCUGGGGCCAUCAUUGGUAAGAAGGGUGCCAUAGUCAGAGCUUUGCAAAAUCAAACAGGUGCUUCUAUAAUGUUUGAGUCCCCAGAAAUUGAGUAUCGUGAGCGUGUUGUCUCAAUUUCUGCAUUGGAGAACCUUGAAUCACAGUAUUCUCCUGCACAGAAUGGUCUUGUUCUUGUAUUUGCAAGAUCUGUUGAAUCUAAUAUUGAAAAAGGAUUUCCAUCUGGAAUGACCGAGGGCAUUGCUGUAACUCUUAGACUUCUAGUUGCUUCUGAUCUUGUUAGCUGCUUGAAGGAGAAAGAAGGUAGGGUACUUUCUGAGAUCGUAGAAUCCACUGGUGCUGAUGUGCAAAUCUUGGAUGAGGAGCUCUCACUGUGCCAUUCUCUAGAGAAUGUAGUACAGAUUACUGGUGACUAUAAAAGUGUGCAGAACGCCAUCUUUCAAGUUACUAGUAUACUAAGGGAUAAUCUCUUGCGACCUGAAGUACUGAACGAAAUUAGUGGGGGGACUUGCCAUGGAGAAGUAAGGGAGACUGUUCCAUCUCAAGUAAUCCAACAGACAAGGUCAACAUUAGAUAAUGAUCAUGAACAAAAUUUAGCUCAAAUAAUGCACCCGGGGAACUCGGAAAAUACUUAUGGUCCACUGCCGGUAAAACUAAUGCCCCAACAGGUUUGUUUGCAGACUGCAGGAAAUGGGCAUACAGUUGAUAUGGAUGAUAUUCAGCAUGGCUCAACCACAUUUGGAGGGAGUUUUGACAUUGAGAGCUCAUUGGAUUUUCUACUUCCAUGUGAUAUGCUCAAUGAAGUGGGAGGCAGGAGCCCCUACAACAGAGGGAGUGAGACUAAUUUUUCUGGUUCGCUUCAAUCAUUGGAUGUGUCUCUUGUUUCUGAUCAAGAGAGUGCUUUAACAAGAGCAAUGAAUAAUAUUGAACUCUUUGAUGGUGUAGACUGUCCACCAGAAUCUCAGCUAUUAGAGACUGUGAAAAGAAGACACGAGCUGGACAAUGUGGAUGGUAAAGCGGGUCUAGAACUCGAAAGUGGUAAAAAAUCAAUUAUUGUGAAAAAUACAAGUGUAGAAAUUGUAGUUCAUGAAGAUGCUUUUGGCUCUAUCUACGGCAAAAAUGGCUGCAACCUUGUUCGUCUCAAAGAGAUCUCAGGUGCAAAAGUUGAAGUUAAUGAUCCUCGCCCUGGUGAAACUGAGGGGACCGUGUUGAUAUCUGGGACUCCAGAUCAAACGCUUGUAGCACAAAGCUUGCUUCAAGCUUUCAUCCAGUCCAACCAGUUAUCAACAUAACUAGGUUGCUUGCUAGAAUCAAUGUUAAUCAAUCUCUCCAGGCCGAGGAAGAACCACUUAUCACACGGGUAUCAUAGUUCCCUGUAGAAAAAUACUAGAGUAUAAGAGGGAAUGUUGAUAUGAAAUCGGUAAUCAACAUAACAACUUGACAAUAUUUUAAAACAAAUGUACUGGGAAAUCAAGGAAGAACUCAUCUUAUUUUCGU